CUUGAAAUGUCUGAAGUCCAAAGACCACAGAGGAAGAACAAGAAUAUGACUUCCUUGAACGAGCUUGCAGCUGUGCUGAAUGAAGAAAAUAUUGAGGAUUACAUCUUCGCAAGGAACCCUAAUAAUCCUCCAUUUGACGACGUUGACGUCCUUCGAGACUAUGUCAACAGAACAGGAACAGAUCUUAGUGAGUUGAGAGGAGACAUUGGAGAGACUGCUUUAUUCAACUGAGCACUGAUCCCAGAUGAAGACAAGGCCCUCGAAAUGAUGAAAUACAUGGUUGAAGAACAGAACAUCCUCCCUGAAACAGCAGAUGAUCUUAGCCAGACAGUAAUGUACUAUGUUGCAAGAGAGGGUAAAAUUAGGUGAAUUGAGUACCUCAUCAAGCAUGGCUGCAGUGUCGAUCAUAUUGAUAUUUACAGGCAAUCUCCUCUAUACUAUGCAGUAAGAGAUAACAAGAUUGAGGCAGCCAGAAGAUUGAUUGAAUUACUUGGCACAAAUGAUGAAGAGAGAAGGAAGAAAAUAAACCAUAGAGACACUGAAAAUGAAACAGUUCUGUUCUACGCAGUCAAUGAAGGGCAUUUCGAAAUGACCAAAGUGCUAAUCGAGCUUGGAGCUGACUAUAAUCUUGAGAAUAGCUCCCAGAAAACAGUAUAUGAUAUUGUCAAAAAUAUUGGUAAAUAAUAAGAACUCUACUAAGGCCAAAGACGCCAGAUAUCAGAAUAUUGAACUUCAUUUAUUCUCCCUUGGUGCAAAGGAGGGAACUAAGAAGACCAGAGGAAAGAAAAGAAGUGGAAGACCUGCAAAUUUAGCGACAGUUAAGCAAUAUGCUCUUUGUAUCUUUAAGAAUGGGAAAUGGGUAGAAGCUACAACAGAAGAUGAAGAAGCUCUAAAAUUGUUCCACAGCAUAGAAAAGAAGAAAAACUCUUCAGAGUAUAUUGGAAAUACAGUAAUCCCUCCAAACCUUCCAGCAAACCUACAAUGGGAGAAUGCUGCUAUUAAGAUUCAUGAUGAAAUGACCAAGCAUAUCACCUUUAUGGAUUCUCUUCUGAACGGAAGUGUAUCGUCUACACCUAGAGGAAGUCCAAUGAAGAAGAGGUUUAGUGCCAAAAACUCAGACUCAGAAAGAAUGGAAGAGAACAAAGAAGGAGACAGAGGUAUAGAGAUGAUUAUGUACAACAUUCAGGAAAAAUUGAUCACAAACUCAUACUUCUCUGUUGAGAAAUGGAAGAAUGAGAUGUAUAAGUUCCUCGAGGCUAACAACUCUCAGUCUCAUGUAUCUCCUGAAGGCGAGAAGGCAUCCAACCAACUUAUGAAGAAGUUCAAUGAGCUAUGUGAGGAGCAUAAGAUGAAUUUGAGCCUUCCAUAA
Moneuplotes crassus is the source of this 1369-nucleotide messenger RNA. The record is from the annotation of a GenBank genome assembly. NCBI's taxonomy places the organism in Eukaryota, Ciliophora, Spirotrichea, Euplotida, Euplotidae.